Chelmon rostratus (copperband butterflyfish) is the source of this 4490-nucleotide messenger RNA. RefSeq names its product histone-lysine N-methyltransferase SETDB1-B-like. Gene Ontology annotation, biological process: negative regulation of gene expression; heterochromatin organization. The transcript is spliced from 8 exons. The coding region runs from base 349 to 1470 and encodes 373 amino acids. Gene Ontology annotation, cellular component: nucleus. Gene Ontology annotation, molecular function: histone H3K9 methyltransferase activity. Lineage: Eukaryota; Metazoa; Chordata; Actinopteri; Chaetodontiformes; Chaetodontidae. The record is from RefSeq and is a predicted model, not a curated record.
AGAAGACAAGUGACAACAAUAACAGAUGUCUAAAAUGGAGGACGCUGUGUUUAUAGCAGCUUUGUUGAAUACACUUCCAGAACGGAACAAAAUUGCAAGACAUUUUUCAUAACUUGCACACGGCUGUGUCGUAAAAUAAAGACGACGAUUUCACUGUGUGCUUCAUUAGCCUGUUGUAUUUUCAGUGCUAGGUUAAGUAGCCAGCAGCGUGGAAUAGAGGUGCCAAUCUGCCAGCUAAUGUGAGCUACGACACAAAAUAAUAAGUAAUUAUACUUAAAUUCAGGUGUUACUUCACUUUGUCAUUUUGAAGCGGAUAAUCCGGACAUAACAGUUUGUUUUGCAGUGGCUAUGGAGGUGGAUGAGAUGGAGACGAGAAUGCCACAGGUCCAGGAGUCUAGGGAGAGGGUAGAAAACAGGAGAAAGACACAAUCUGAUGGAGAAAGAGAUGAUGAUGACAAUAUGUCUGGUUCCCCCUGUGAGUCUGUUCCCUCCACAAAUGAAACUCCCAGCAAGAAGACACAUUUGGAGGAGGGUUCUGACUUUCUCAGCAUAACAAAAAAAGCAGUGGUGGUCUUGACCAGACUCCCUGAAUAUAAGAUCAGCGCUCUGCGACCACCAACGCCUCAGCAGUUCUACAGCGAAGACGAAUCCCCCAGCAGCUCUGACUCUGAUAUGCAGUGGGAGCCAGAGGCUGAAAAUUCUUCACUUGACCUCUAUGAUGUGUCAGAACCAGCCCCUGUAAUAAUAUCAUCAGCCUUUUCCUAUUGCUCUGAUGAAACCACAAAAAUUCGUCCAAACUUGCCAGAGGAAGAAGUCAAAGUGGACAUGAUGGUCCUGGCGAAGAGGAGGCCCAUGAGAUGGCAACGGGGAAAAAUAGUGGAGAUUGUAACAAGAGAAGAUGGACGGUUGAAGUACAAAGUUAGUUUUGAAGAUAAGGGGAAGAGCCUUGUGUCUGGCCACCACAUCGCCUUUGAUACCACCCCAAAGCUGGAGCAGCUGUAUGUCGGCGCUCGUGUGGUGGUCGGGUGUCAAGAGGACAAGCUGCGGUUCCAGUCUGGUAUUUUGGCAGAGCUGCCCACCAGAAAGAACCGCUUAAGGUUCUUGGUCUUUCUGGAUGAUCACAUGCCGGUUUAUGUUGGUUUACCUUUACUUCACCUGGUGUGCAGACCAUUGGAAGAAUGUUUAGACGACAUUCCAGACAGCCGUCACAAAUCCUUCAUGAAUCAAUACUUGAAGGACUGGCCAUACCCACAUUUAACCCAGUACAAGGCUGGACAGAGCCUUAAUGCAGAAUUAAAUGGAGUCCAGCAGAGGUGUGAGGUGCAGGUGGUUGACAGCAGCUUGAUACAGGUCGUUUUUCAGGAAAAUCAACAUAAGGAGUGGAUCCAUCGAGGCUCCAUACGACUUGAACACAUGGCAAGAUUUUUGGAACUGAAAGGAGUUGAAGAGCAAAGUGAUGACUCUGACUAAAAGCCCACAGACAUUAAGAAAACAUACAUUUUCAGUAAUAUCCAUCAUUAUCACCCCAAAGGGAGUUACUGUUGAAUUGUUUUGGAAACAUUAUCUGAACAAUUUCAGGUCAAAAUAAGACUUGUAGUUAUGAGAUGACUCUUGUAGCUAUGAGAUUUCGUAAAUUAUGUUAUAAAGUAAUAAAGUUGUGCGUCAUUAUGCAUUGAGAACGCACUGAACAAUAGCAAUUUUUUUUUGUCCAGAAGUGUGAAUUGUGGCAGCAUUUGGCACGUUAAUAUUUUCAGCGUUUCCUCUUUUAUUUUUUUGAAAGUGUGACAGACCAAGCCAGAUUCAUCGACUUGAAUGAUGCAUUUAGUCCAGACCCAAUAAGAAUGAAAUCACCUAAUUUCAUCAAUCACAGAGAAGAUAAACAGUAACACCUAAAUCAUUCCAGUGUAUCACUUGGAUCUCUGAAUCCCACACUCCUUGCAGAUCCUGUAUUGUGUACUACCUUCAAAAUCUAUAUAAAGACUUUUUAUGAGACUAAUGGUGGAUCUGUAGUCUCAACAUUGGUAUUGUUCACUCUCAAAGCAUUUUUUAAGGAGGCGCAUUACUUCUAGCGAGGCAUUUAGAAAUGGAAGAAAUAAGAAGAAACUACAGAGUUUAGAAUAUAUAAGACAAAAAAAGUGACUAAGAAAGCAGGUGAAACCCUUCCAGAGAAUUAUACAGGAAGAUCCUGCUGUUAAAAUGUGAAUGUAAGAAAAUUCUUACCUCUUAAGAGAAGUCCUUUCUAUAUAUGAAACAAACAUUUCUGAAUUGUGGAGAUGCAAAGCAAUGACAAUAACAGUUGUAAUAAUAAUAACAGAACUAUGGCUUAAAAUAGAAUUGUAUAUGUAAAUAAUAAUAUUUUUAGAAUAAUAAUAUAUGACAAAGGAAAACAACAGUAGCACUGUGGGCUGGUCCAAGGUAAGCCUGAGCCAGUCCUAACUGUACUUUUAUCAAAGAGGAAAGUCUAACGCCUACUCUUAAACAUAGAGAGGAUGUCUGCCCUCCGGACUAACACUGGAAGAUGGUACAACAGGAGAGGAGCCAAUUUUACUUUUGGAGACUUUAGAAACCACGAUUAAGCCUGCAAUCUGGGAGCGCAGUGUUCUAGUAGGGUAAGAGGAUUCUUCUUUAAGAUAUGGCCGACCAUUCAGGGCUUUGUAGGUAAGGAGACAGAUUUUAAAUUAUAUUCUAGAUUUUACAGGGAGACAGUGCAAAGAGGCUAAUAUAGGAGAAAAAUGAUGCUGCUGGAGGCCAGGCAAUACCAUCCAGUGUGUAUCAUUGAAUAGUGAGUUUCUAAAGGUUUUAGGUCCAAGUACUAAACUUCAGUCUUGUCCAAGUUCAGUAGCAGAAAAUUGCAGGUCAUCCAGGUCUCUAUGCCCUACAUGCUGGCUUCAUUGAUAAAUAUAACUGGGUAUCAUCUGCACAGCAAUGAAAAUAUAUGGAGUGUUUUGUGAUAUAUUGCCUGAAGAUAGCAUAUACAAGGUGAAAAGAAUUGGUCCAAGCACAGAACCUUGUGGAACACCAUGGCUAACUAAGUAAUGUUUUUUGUAGUCUUUCGGGAUAUUAACUGGAAUAAGAAUAAUAAUCAGAUUGCUAGGGGAUGCACCCAUGCCACUUUUUUCAAAUGUACAAGUACUAAUAUUUGGGUACUUACUGUCUCAUCUCUUCUUUGGGCAAAAGUCUCUGAAGCAUGGACACUGCAGGAAUCACAUAACAGCUCCAGUCAUUUUGAACGCCUGUGGGUUGCCUCUUGUCAUUUUCUUCCACUUCUCAAGCCUUUGCUACAAAGUUGGCUGUUGCUGUUCCCCGCUGCUAGCAUGAUCAAACUCCUUGAACUCUGCAUUGUAUUUUGUCUUUAGAUAUUUUAAUUGUUUGUGUUAAAAGAGCUACUUUUCAUCCAUCUCCUUGACAACUCACCAGAGCUGAGUUUGCAGUCUGCUCUACUUUGUCAUUAUCGCUUAUUCUAAAAUAUCCCAACAACUUGGUGGACUCCGUGGAAGAGGACCCGCUCCCUCUGUAAAUAUAAAGAGCUCAUCGUAAGGUAAUGAAAACAUGAUUCUUAUUUUCAGAUGAUUUUACACUUAUGUAAACAUAAUUAUGAAUAUUCCAUUCUUUCAAUAGAUCACCCUAAAUCCUACACACUAGACCUUUAAUGCCGGACACUGUCUAAUCUAAAAUAGCACAAGGGUUGCUAUAGCACAUCUCCAAAUCUUACAUGGCUCCCCUGUGCGCCUUCUCUGCCAAAUCCAAGGAAGCCACUGACAUAUCCGGAUGUUCAGAAGCUGAUGUGCUGGUGCAACAUUUUAUCAUGUAAUUUCAUGAUUAGAUAAUUGAGCCUGAGCCACAAACUAUUUUUAAUACUUCUGAGACAUGAAACAACCUCACAUUGGCUCAUAGAUGACACAAGAAAAGAACUCAAGAAUUGCCUUAUGUCAGUUAAGAAAUGUUGAUGUUGUGGAAGGGUAAAAACAUUCCUAAUGUUAAAAUGUGGCUUGAUCUUGUCAAUACUCUUGAGAUGUAGAGAUCGAAGUGAGCGUUUGGAACAUAUUUGAUGCCAUCUAGCAACCUCUCGUUCAGUUCUUAGAGGAGAUGACAGAGUGACGCUAUUUACAGUUUUUUGUUUCCACACUAAAGUCUUUUGGUUCCUUUGAGUGUCUAGGUUGGGUGGUGCAGUUGGUUGGGGGUGGGUCAGUUUUUUUUUCUCUCUCUUUCCAUCUUCUACUGUUACUUUCCAAAUGUGUUUGCAUUUGUGUUGUACAGUCCCCAGAUUUCUUUAUAUUGCAUUUGUAUGUUCAUCAAUAACUUAUAUUUGUAUAGUCACUAAUGGAUGUGUGUACUGGACACCACUUGCAAUAAAAACAAAAAGCACUUGACCUGAACAUCAAAAUGCAUUUUUCUGUUUUUAUUGUUGCUCUUAUCCAUGGAUUGUUACUUAGUAACACACAUUAAACUCCUCAUGUACAAUAUCUUGCCCAGUGUUACAUUAAAUGGAG